This is a messenger RNA of Cercopithifilaria johnstoni, 7860 nucleotides long. NCBI's taxonomy places the organism in Eukaryota, Metazoa, Nematoda, Chromadorea, Rhabditida, Onchocercidae. The record is from the annotation of a GenBank genome assembly.
AUGAAGAAUUGCUGUCACUUACACCUUAAAGUAAUAGUGACAAUUUAUUUUAUUGCAUUACUAAUAACUGCUGCCACAUUUCACCUUUAUCCUCCGACACUUGAUAGUUGCAUCGCUGGUUGCUUGAUACCGGCUGGAAAUAGUACUAUAUGGUUGCCAUACAGUUAUCCACCGUGUAUUCAUCCUGGUCAACCAGUACUACGUUGGUCCAAUACGGUAACCUGUAACAGACCAAAUUUUCUGACUUCACGAAGUGUUUCACUGGAUUCUUCAUCUGGUGUGCUAUUUGCUGAAGAACGCGUGUGCUUCUACGUAGAACCAUGGCACGUGGCAUAUUCAUAUGAUUGUUCUGGUAACAGCAUACCACAGCAAGGCAUUCUUUUCCUGGAUCAUAAAAAAUAUGCCACAAAAAGGCGAUCAAAGCGAUGGAUGCGAAGGAGAAAUCCAACGGUACCACGGAUACACUUCCAGCAAGAGCGAUACAUUACUGAAAUUCCGGAAGAUACACCAAUCAAUUCACUGAUUAUUCAAUUACAUGCCACUCAUAUUACUAAUGAAUCAAUGUAUUAUGCUAUGGUAGCACCUGAAGAUUCUCGUUCAGCUAAUAUUUUUACCUUAGAUACAGUUUCCGGAGAUAUAAGAGUGGGAAAGGCGCUGGAUCGAGAGAUGUUGGAUCGGCAUGUGUUGAAAGUAACAGCUUAUGAGCGCUUGGAUCCGGCUGUAUCAGCAAGUAGUUCGGUAAUUGUGGAAAUCCUAGAUGUCCAAGAUAAUGCACCAAUUUUCGAACGCAAUUCCUAUUAUGCUGAAAUUCGAGAGGAUGCACCUAUUGGGACAACGCUAGCAUCAGUUUUUGCCCGUGAUUUAGAUAUCGGUUUGAACGGGGAGAUUACUUAUUCACUCGGUGAGGAAGAUGGUACUGAACUACUUCAAAUUCAUAGCUCAACAGGGGUUAUUCAAACGGCACAGCAUCUGGAUCGGGAAUCAAUGAAUAUUAUCCGAGUAUAUGUAUAUGCAACUGAUAAAGGAGUACCGCCGAUGACGUCAAGAGCUCUUCUGGAGAUUAUUCUUCUUGACGUUAAUGACAAUGCCCCCAUUUUUGAACAGGAAUUUUGCAAUGUCACAAUAAUGGAAAAUAUAACCAUACCAUCCAAUAUUUUGCAAAUUAAAGCAGUUGAUAGCGAUUCUGGACAAAACGGAAAAGUGCAUUAUAGCAUUGUGGCAUCUAGCAUAAAUGGAUUUUCCAUAGAUUAUGAAAGCGGUUGGAUAAAAUUAAAUCAAAAACUGGAUUCACGAUCCAAUCCUGCAACACUUUUAGUGAGAGCCAAGGAUUCAGGCCAGCCUGCUCAAUCUUCAACGAUUAAUUGUGCUGUGCACAUCGUUGAUAUUAAUGAUCACAAGCCACGUUUUGUUGCAUCACAACAAGAGUUAUUUGUGGAAGAAAAUGUACCAGUCGGGUUUGAAAUAACACGGAUUUUUGCAAUCGAUGAAGAUAAUGGUAUGAAUGGUCAAAUUACAUAUACAUUAGAAGGAGAAGAUAAUGAAAAUGAAACAUUUUGCAUUGAUCGAACAACGGGAAUUAUUACAACUAUAAGUAAGCUUGAUCGAGAGGAAAAGGAAAAAUAUAUAAUUAAGGUGAAAGCAGAAGAUGCCGGAAAACCAGCACUAUCUGAUAGCCUACAGAUAACAAUAAUAGUUCUUGAUAUCAAUGAUAAUGCGCCGUAUUUUGAACAUAACUUUUACAAUAUUUCUGUACCUGAAAAUGAAGUACGUGGAACGCCACUAAUCAGUGUAAAAGCUAUCGAUCGUGAUAAUGACGAUAAAAUAGUAUAUCGUAUUGAAAGAGCCGAGAAGAACAUUUUUUCACUUAUUCACUCAGCUGAUCAGGGUGCCAUAUUAUCAUUGUCGGGUGAAAUUGAUCGUUUGGAUGAUACGCUACGUGUAAUAAUAACAGCAACUGAUAAGGGUGGUUUAACAGGUACUUGUACAGUAACUAUUACUGUUACUGAUGUUAAUACUGCACCGGUAUUCCUUACUCAUCUAUUCACAGUACAUAUACCAGAAAAUAUCCCGAUCGGUUCAGAAGUGAUACAGCUGAAAGCGGAAGAUCAGGACCGGGAUGAUAAUGCUAAACUUACCUAUUCCAUUGAUAGUAAAGAAUUCAAUAUUGAUGCAGAAACUGGUUUAAUAAUGAUAGCGGAAGCGGUAGAUCGUGAAGAUCGCGGUAGCUAUUUGCUUAAUGUUACUGUCACCGAUCAUGGAAGUAAUCCACUCAGUGCAAGCACAUUUCUCGAAAUUAUUCUAGAUGAUGUAAAUGACAAUGCUCCGGAAUUCACGUCUGAAAAUUACACGGUUGCAAUAGCGGAAGAUACGCCAACUGGAACAUCAUUCACUCAAAUCACAGCUGUUGAUGUAGAUGAGGGAGAUAACGCAAUUAUUGAUUAUUACCUGAUUGAAAAGAACGGAAACGGUGACACCUUUAAAUUGGAUAAAUCAUCUGGAACAUUACGAGUAAUUAGUAAGCUGGAUCGUGAAAUGAUCGCCAGGUAUCAACUACUAGUGAAAGCACAGGAUCGCGGUGAUCCACCAUUAUCAUCGUUUUCCACGGUAUCAGUAGUUAUCAUUGAUGUGAACGAUAACGCACCACAAUUUGAAUCACUUCGGUAUGACUUAUGGAUCGCAGAGAAUAGCCCCAUAGGUACCACAGUCGGUACCAUUAUUGCGCGUGAUCAAGAUGAAGGUGACAACGCCCUCAUACAAUUUCGAAUAUUCGGUGGCAUUGAUGCGAAACUUUUCGAUAUUGAAACGGAUUCAAGUCAAAACGGUGUGGCACAUAUACUUUCGCGGACUAUUUUUGAUUAUGAAGCCAAAAAGAACCAUUUUUUUCUCGAAAUUCAAGCAAGCAGUGGCCAGCUAAGUUCUAUUGUACCCGUUUAUGUUCACGUCAGCGAUGUUAACGAUAACAAACCUCAACUUCGUGACUUCACUAUUCUUUAUGCAAAUCAUGUUGAUGAACCUAUGGAACGUGAGAUAGGAUAUGUCCCAGCUUUUGAUCCAGACCAUAAUGCAACUUUGGAGUAUAGCAUUCAAACAAACGAUAUUUUAAUGGUGGAUCAAUAUAAAGGCUCCAUCAUGCCGAAAAAUAUUUGGAAACGAUAUACAAAUGUUGUUUAUAAGAUCUGUGUUUCCGAUGGUCCGAAUAAUGUUUGUGCCAAAUGUCGUUUCAUUUACAUACCCGUAGAUGAUGCUAUUAUCCAAGAUACGGUUACUGUUGGAUUUUCUGGUAUUCGUUAUGAGGAAUUUUUGGAUAACGGUAUUUUCGAACGAUUUACAAGUGCUAUAUCACUUUUGGAUGAUUGGCAUAGAGAUGAUAUUUGGGUAUUUAAUGUUCACACUCAUAAUAAAUGUACGAAUGUAUCAUUCGUUGUUCAUCACGCACAAACCAUUCAAAGAUCGGAGCAUGUGGAAGGAUUAAUUAGAAAUGGGCUUUCCAAGCUAAGUGACAUAAUUGGUAUGAGAUUAAUGAUACACAGAGAUGCUACGUGUUCUAAUGAACCGUGUCCAUACUUUCAACAAUGUAGAAAUAUUCAAAAAUACGUCAAAACCACGCAGAAUUUUAAAACGGACAAUUUUUUGAUGCAUUCUUUGGACACUGUGAACUCCUUUCAAUGUCAAUGCCCAGUCGGAUUUGGAAGUAGCGAUGGCAUUGAACAAUCUUGUAAUCAUCAUCUCGAUAUGUGCUUCACGUCACCAUGCCAACAUCAAGGUACCUGUGUACCGUUAGAAAAUGGAUAUCGUUGCGAUUGUCCACCACAAUGGAUAGGAGAAAAUUGCGAAAAGUCGAUUUACGUCGACAAUUGUUUGCCUAAUUCGUGCUUCUCGAAUUCCGUCUGCAAAUUAGUAAAUCGAACAGCGAAAUGUAUGCAGUGUCGUUGGCAUUUGCAUGAUACGGAUUCGCAAUGUAGACUGCGUUCGGUUUCAUUUGGAGAAAAUGGUGGUUACAUCGUUCUACCCCUUCAGAUCACUCGAAUGCAGUGGGAAUUGCGGUUUAGCAUAGCAACAGUGGCAUCGAAUGGGGUGCUGCUUUUUGCGGGAAAUUUAUCAUCCGAUUUUCUGGAAGUGUCAUUGGAGGAUGCACUUGUUCGGGGACGAUUCUCUCUCGGUCAUGACAUAUAUGAGGUUACAAUGGAUGAUUGGCCGGAAAACAGAGUAAGCGAUGGGAAAUGGCACCAAAUAACGCUCGAUUACUAUGAUUAUAAAUUGAUCAUAUCACUGGAUGACUGUGAUGCUCAUAUUGCGAUGAAGUAUAGCAAUAUCACCGGCUACCAGAAAUGUGCUGCUGAAGUUAUCGCAAAAUUACCAAAAAAAUGUGAAGACCCAGCCGUAAGCUGUUAUCGAUUCCUCGACCUUCCGGCUGCUAUAAACCUCGGUGGUCGAGCAGUAACUAUUGCCGAACAGAAUUAUAUCAACGCAAUCGAUGGUGACCAAUAUGGUUCAGCAAGAAUUCAGGAACCAUUCAUUGGAUGCAUCUCAAAUUUAACCUUUGAUGGAACACUUGUCGAUUUUUCGAAAUUUGAGGAAUUUGAAAGAGUUGGGGACUUACAACAUGGUUGUAAACAAAAAAGAAAUGAUUGCCGCAAUAACCCAUGUCAUCAUACUGCAAUUUGUGAGCCGGCAUGGGAUGGAUAUCAUUGUCGUUGUAAGCAAACAGCUCAUACCAAUGGGCCUUGUAUCGAUGACGAAGAUUCAUUUGUUUCACUUUAUGACGAAGAAUCGUUCGUUUUCUGGAAUAUACCAGAUAAUAUGAAAUUCUACAAUUUAUCAUUCGAAUUUCGGACGCGUUCACGUGAAACACAAGUUAUUGCAGCUGAAUUUUUUAAAAGAUCGCAAUUCAUUAUUUUCUCGGUAAGUCACGGUAAAGGACUGAUAAACAUUGGUUCCGAACAGUAUUUUUUAUCGUUCCCAAAUUUUGCCGAUGGCAAUUUGAAAAGCUUCUCAAUUGUUGUCGAAAAAUAUGCUACGGUCAUUGUCGUCGAUCACUUAUAUAAAAAGCUUAUCACAAUGCCAAAUAAUAGCUUAUAUCGUGACAUACGCAAAAUUUAUUCGGGAUUAGCUCCAUCAACUAGUUAUCCACAACGAUUUGAAGGAUGCCUCCGAAAUGUUAAAAUCAAUAAUCUACGAUUAAAAUUGGCUGAAAAUAUGAUGACAAAGCCUGGUUGUCAAGUACCAAAUGGGUGCAAUUUGCCGAAAGCCUGUCCACCUGACAGUAUUUGUGUUCGAGAAUGGGACCGACAUCGUUGCGAAUGCAAGCCGGGUUUCAUUGGUGAUGGAUGCGUGAAUAUUUGUUCAUUACCAAAUAUAUGUGGUAAAGAAGGUGUAUGUCAAACAAAAAAUAAUUCAAGAGGAUACGAAUGCAUCUGCAGUGGGCAAUUAAGUGGACGGAAUUGUGAGCGCAAAACAGCGUUACAAAUAUGUCCAAAAGGAUGGUAUGGUACUUUCCCGAAAUGUAGACAAUGCUCUUGUGAUACCGGAAGAGGUUUCUUGGAACAAUGUAAUACUAAAACGGGCGAAUGUUAUUGCAAGAGUGGCGCUUAUUAUUCGGGAGAUGAAUGCAUAUCGUGUGAAUGCGGUUAUGGUUCCUCAGACUUAACUUGUACUUCCAAAGGUCAAUGUCAAUGUAUUGGUGAAGCAAUCGGUCGUCGGUGUGAUCGGUGUCCUGGUUUAGAUCAAGUUUUAGACCGGAAAACUUUAAAAUGUUUGAAAAUUAAGAACAGAUGUCCAUCAAAUAUCGAGUAUGGUAUCCAAUGGCCAACGACCAUUGCUGGAGCAACUGCAAGACAAAGUUGUCCAAAUGGUGAAGUGGGUUUAGUUUUGAGGAAAUGUCUGAGGAAUGCUUACUGGGAUCAAAUCAACAAUUACAACUGUACUCUUCCUGCCUUCACUAAGUUAGAUUUGACUGAUCGAAUGAAGCUUGUACAAAGUUUAUCAAAUGUAACAAGCAGCGUGCUGCAAUUGAAAGGUGUCAAUAUUGCUAUUGCGAGAAAAAUGCUGAAACAAUUAAUCAGAGAAGAACUUACUGGAAAUGAUCCUCCGAAUAGCCAUUUGAAGUCAGCAGAAUAUACCAAUUGCUUACUGAAAGUGGCAGACAGUUUACUGAAAAUAAAUGAUUAUCCAAAUAAUGCUCAAUUAAUUCGCCUCUUCAAUGAUUAUGGUAUCCAUGUAGCGAAGGUUCAUCAAAUUCAUUCAUAUCUCAAACCAUUUAUGUUCUGCGGGCAAAAUAUGGUCUUCGCAGUGGAUGAGAUGCCUGCUGAUGAAAGUCGAAUAUUGCCAAAGUUCAAGAACUUUGUGGAUGAACGUGCGAAGAAUUUUCGUAGUAUACAGAUGAAGCUUCUAUGUGAGGAUACAGUAACUUAUCCUAAGAAAGUUAUAUUUUACAGUAUGUUCAAUAAUGUAGACCGUUUCCACUACGAAGCACCGAUCGUCGCCGUUUACUACAAUGCCACCUGUGCGAUUCAAAUACUAUUCCCAGUUAGCGAAGAAGCUUGGAAGUAUCCAGAAUGUGUGAUUGUCGAAGAUCCGCCAAAAAAUGGCAAACUAUCCAGGAAUAAGGAUUGGGCCGAUGGAAAUAUAGAAACAGAAAAUAUAUUUCUGGAGUGGUCCGUGCAAAAGACGGCUCUCGUGGGACUUAAUCGGACCCAUGCUAUUUGUAAUUUCGAAAGACCUGGUGUCUACACAAUUAUUAUUCGACCAGAUCAUGGAGCUCUUAUUCGCUUUAUACCUUCAAAAACCAUACCUUACGCCGGAUCAUUGUGCGUAACAUUUGCACUUGUUUUACUUUUACUAUCCGCAGUCCGGAGCCUUUAUCGACCCUGUCUACGCCUAAGACUUAUUCGAUUCGGCUUCAUCCUUAUGUUUGCGCUUGAUGUGAUCGCUAUUUUUUUAGUUCAUCGCCUUCAACCAAGUAUUGUAUUUUGCCUUGCGCGGAAUACAAUUAUAAGCUUAUGUACUUCGGCAGUAUUUGCAUGGCUUUUUAUGUAUUCCUUCCACAUUUAUCGACUCCUGGCGACCGGAAGAGCAGAGUCGAAUUACUGGGUGAUAAUACUAUGUUCAGUGAUUAUUCCAAUGUUGUUAUCACUUGCAUCCUUCUUUUUUGCUCGAGGAUGUUCACUUUCACCAAACCAACCUUUCUUCUGGGUUCUUCUGACUCCAGUUGUAUUGUAUAUCUUGUUCGACUUUUACGCGUUUUGGACGGCCCUUUUGAUAUCUUUUAGUAAGCAGUUCGAUUAUAUGGUCACCGAAUAUUCCAUUCGAACAACACUUUGGUUGCAUAUUAUUCUGUCCAUAUUAUGCGCAUUUUAUAAUUCUUUUGGUCUUUAUAUACUGUUCGAUCAUGCUGACAAUCCACUCUAUGAAAUUGCGCUCAAUUCAACAUUGGUCUUUGUUGCCACGUAUAUUUUCCUAUGGACAAAUUAUUUUGGUCCUAAGCGAAAUAUUCGUUAUGAUAAUGGUUUAUGGACGAAUAAUUUGCCAAAAAGUAGAGAAGAAGUUUUGGAUGCUCAAUGCCAAACUCCGCUCCUGUUACAGUCAUCAAAUACAGAUGCGGAAAUAAGUGGAAACUGUGUUAAUGGAUGGAUGCCUGAUAUCAUACCUUCAACAACAUAUGUUCAUCAGGAAUCGAUCCAUGGUGUACCACAUCCGAAAAUUUUAAGUCCACCGAUGAAAAUACUCCACCAUGAGGCAUAUACUAGUGAAGACGGAAUUGCUUUACUUUAUCAGGAUAACGCUCAAACUAGUAACAUCGAUCAUAUUUAUGGUACCUAUUCUAGUAAACAUCAUUAUCCAUCUUUUACAUUUACUCGUUAA